AAAAUAUUUUUUCCAAAAAAAGCAAUGUUUUUCUUUUCAAUACAUCAAAUAAUCUUAUUAUUUCUCUUUUAUAAAAAUCACUUCUUUUUCUCUUAUUUUCAUUUUUUAAAAACAACAUAAUUGCAAUAUAUGCCGUUAUUUCAUGCACCAAUACAAGAAAGAAGAUAUUUGGAGCCUAGUAGUUGGCAUAGAAAGUUUUGUGCUUGUAUGUCAUUAAGGGGUGGCUGUGCUUUUGCAUCUUUGAUAUGGCUAGGUGUAAAUACUUACAUUGCUACAUUAUCAUUUCUUGGAUAUACUCCUAUAUUUUCGUUUUUACAUAGACCAGCACUUAUUACACUUGGAAUUAUUUCAAUAGUAUUUAGUCUUAUAGCAGCCUAUAUUAUAUAUGGACUAUUUAAAAAUUCACCAGCUAAACUCCAGUCAGGCUUUAUUCUAUUAUUUCUAAUUGUAAUCAUAUAUUUAAUUGAUAUCCUGGUGAAUAUAUUCAUAUUUUGUGUUCAGAAAUCUUCAUAUAUUGAUUGGUGUCUAUCAAUGUCUCAACAGAAGAUUGAUGAGAAGAUUGAAGGGAAGGCCAUCAAUGGUACAAUAUAUCAAAUCGACGAUUUGCUUCCGUCUCUAAAUGUUUAUAAUUGUCAAAAAUUAUGGGAAAAUGAAAUAAAAUUUUCUAUUGCUGUUUUCAUGGUGAUGACCAUCUGUUAUGGAUAUUGGACACUUUGUGUAUUCUACUACUAUGGUAAACUACGUGAUUUAUUUUCCUAUCAAUCUUUUUUGUUUAAUGGUAAUAUCGCAAAUAAUCUGCAUGGUCCUAAUAAUCCUCUACCCCAGCAUAUGUUCAAAAAUAUAAAUUCUUCCAAAAAAUAAUAAAAUGUAUAUAUCUACUUUUAUAUAAAUAUAUAUAUAUAUAUAUAUAUAU
Cokeromyces recurvatus is the source of this 913-nucleotide messenger RNA. RefSeq lists its product as uncharacterized. The coding region runs from base 130 to 861 and encodes 243 amino acids. The transcript is spliced from 5 exons. The record is from RefSeq and is a predicted model, not a curated record. NCBI's taxonomy places the organism in Eukaryota, Fungi, Mucoromycota, Mucoromycetes, Mucorales, Mucoraceae.